This is a messenger RNA of Phalaenopsis equestris, 3263 nucleotides long. Its product is annotated as protein MEI2-like 2. The record is from RefSeq and is a predicted model, not a curated record. The transcript is spliced from 13 exons. NCBI's taxonomy places the organism in Eukaryota, Viridiplantae, Streptophyta, Magnoliopsida, Asparagales, Orchidaceae. Bases 343 to 2832 code for a protein of 829 amino acids. Gene Ontology annotation, molecular function: RNA binding.
UCUUCUCUUCUCUGGUUCCCCUUUCGUUGUCUUGCUCUUUUUUACGCUUUUCUCUCGCUCUCCUCCACCAAUUAUACACACACCUUUCCCUUUCCUUCCACCUUCACGGAAAAGGAGAAGAAGAGCGGAACAUUUCUCAAGUUCUUUUGUGAAGAGGAAGGAAGAGUGGUUAUAUAAUCCAGUAUUCCCCUCGAUUGCAGUAUUUACGUUUUAUUUGGAAGGAUAUUGUCGAUUCCUUGAUCGUUUGGUGGAUUUGCAUCGGCAGCUAGUGAUCCGAUUAGGGUUUUCUAGCUUUGAAAGGUCUGUAAGUCGCCGAUUUCCAUUUCUGUAGCAGAUUAUUUGAUGGAGCACCGUUCACAAGAGUUGGUGGCAUCAGUGAAAGCUACUCAGAAGUUUGAAAAGAGUCCAUGGGGAUUUAUGUCCAAGCUUGAUUCACGUCAAGGAUCAAGUGAUGCUAAUCUCUUUUCAUGCUCAUUGCCAGCUCUUUCAUGCGAUGGAUUUAAGAGUUUUGAAUCUGGAGUGGGAAUUUGCUCAAUGGAUGAUGUGUCAUCUAAAUUGGACAAGCUCGGUAAAGACAUCGAGGUCAAUGAUUCUAUUGACGGGAUUGACAUUCAAGGAAUUGAAAAAUUUUUGCCUGAUGAGGAUGAACUUUUUGAUAGCAUAAUGAAUAAUUUACAUCAAAGAGAAUUUCUCAGCCAUAUAGAACCAGCGGAAGAUUGUGAUCUCUUUAGCAGUGGAGGUGGGAUUGAGAUGGAUGCUGAUCCUAUAGAUAAUGCUAUUGUUGGUAUGAGCAGGAUAAAUAUUGCUGAUGAUUAUCUGGCGAAUAUAAAUUUUCAUUAUACUCUUCCAAAUGGCAUUGGAACAAUAGCUGGGGAGCACCCUUAUGGUGAACAUCCUUCCAGAACAUUGUUUGUACGAAACAUCAACAGUAACGUUGAAGAUUCAGAAUUGAGAUCCCUUUUUGAGCAACAUGGAGACAUUCGAAGUAUGUAUACUCAAUGCAAACACAGGGGAUUUGUUAUGAUAUCUUACUAUGAUAUUCGACAUGCUCGGAAUGCCAUGCGUGUAUUACAAAACAAACCUUUACGCCGAAGAAAACUUGAUAUCCACUUUUCAAUUCCAAAGGAUAACCCAUCUGAUAAAGAUAUAAAUCAAGGAACUCUUGUCGCUUUUAAUCUGGAUCCAUCAGUCUCUAAUGAUGAUCUUCGUCAAAUAUUUGGGACGGCUGGGGAAGUGAAGGAGAUAAGGGAGACACCACACAAGAAGCACCAUAAGUUCAUCGAGUAUUAUGAUGUUAGAGCGGCAGAGGAUGCCCUACGGUCAUUGAAUGGUUGUGAAAUUGCUGGGAAGAGAAUUAAACUCGAACCUAGUCGACCAGGUGGUGCGCGGAGGAGCAUAAUACAUCAACUGGGCCAAGAGCUGGAGCAUGAUGAAAUGAGAAAUUAUAGGCAUCAAGUGGGUUCACCAUUAACCAAUUCCCCUCCUGGUACAUGGGCACAGUUUAGCAGUCCAGCUGAUACUAGUCCAUUAAAAUCUUCGGUCUUGGGUGGUGGAAGUCAUUUUACCACUAACCAAUUAUCAAACUCCAUGAAGAUUGCACCUAUUGGAAAAGAACAUAAUAGGAUUAAUCGUGCUGAACCCUUGCUAUCUAACUCAUUUCAUGGCAUCCCUUUCCAUCAAUCUCAUUCAUUUCCAGAGAGUGCAGGAGGCUUAAUACCAAAUUUGAGUUGUAGUUCUUGCAUCAUGGCUUCUUCUGGUUCUCCGGCUUCAAGUUCAUCUGAAAUUGAAACGUUAACUGGGCCUCAGUUUCUAUGGGGCAGUCCAACUACGCGUACUGAGCAUAAACAGUCUUGUGCUUGGUCUAGGUCAUCUCUGGGACAGGCAUCAUUAUCUAGUGGACAGGUUCAUGGCUUCCCAUAUUUAAGUCAUCGUGGGUUCUUUUCUGCUUCACACCAUCAUGCUGGAUCUGCUCCUUCUGGUAUUCCUUUUGAGAGGCACUUUGAUCAAUUAAAUGAGGUGUCUGAUUCAUCUCUUUUGAGCUCAGCUUCCUUUGGAAACACGGGUAUUUACCCCCCAAGGCGACCAAUUAACACAGUAAGCUCGUUGUAUGGAAGUAUCUCUGAGAGUACUUCACCUGGGUUCAGAAUGGGCCCGGGAUAUAUCUUUCCUGGGAGCUUGCAAUAUGCUGGCCAUGGAUCCACUGGCUUGGAAGGAUUUACUGAACGUGGCAGGAUGCGCAGACUUGACAAUAAUGCUAUUGAACUUGAAAGUAAAAAGCAAUUUCAGCUUGAUCUUGACAGGAUUAUUAACGGGGAAGACACCAGGACAACGUUAAUGAUAAAAAAUAUUCCAAAUAAGUACACCCGGGAGAUGCUUUUAGCUGCUAUAGAUGAAAAUCACAAGGGUACUUAUGAUUUUCUUUACUUACCCAUUGACUUUAAGAACAAGUGUAAUGUUGGCUACGCUUUCAUAAAUAUGGCAUCUCCAUCACACAUCAUCUCAUUCCAUCAGGCAUUCAGUGGAAAGAAAUGGGAGAGAUUUAAUAGUGAGAAAGUUUCCUCUUUGGCAUAUGCCCGGAUCCAAGGAAAAGCAGCACUAGUUGCCCACUUUCAGAAUUCAAGCUUGAUGAACGAAGACAAAAGAUGUCGCCCCAUUCUCUUUGAUUCUGAGGGCAUGGAGUAUUCAGAUCAGGAACCCUUCCCGGGAAACAGCAUAAACCAUGGUUCCCCGCACCAAGAGGGGACUACAACUGGAGAUUUAUUCGUAAUUGGUGAGAAUUUUGAUAAACUUGAUAAUGAUAGGUUGCUCAUAGGCGGCUUUGGAGAAAGAUAGGCUCGUCGAAAACUUGAUGAUUCUAACCAAGCAUCAAUAUGUAAAGUGUAAAAAACUGAUAGCAGUAAAUAUUGUGGUGGAAUUGUAAAAAUGGUGCACACAUCCACUUUUGAAGCGAUGGAUGCGCUUGACAUGUCAUCACUCCUCAUCAUUGGGAUCACUAAUACUGUUUUUGUGACGAAAUCAACAUUCCAGUGGAUUGUAUAGGAAUAAGUUGGCAAGUGUAAAUAUGAAAUUGUUUUGUUUGAACUGUUGGUAUAUAUUAUCAAACCGGUUUUCUUCAUUUUGUUUUCCUUUUGGUAUCUCAAGAUAUCUGCACAUAUUGUCUACAUUUACAUUGAGAGGAGGGAGGAUUUCUGGUAUGUACAUAUUCAAGACAAACUCUCUGUAUUUGAAUGUUGUUGCUGGAAAAAGAGUCAUUUUAUUUUGUA